AUGUUGCGACCGGAGUCCCCUCUCGCUGACCAUCGCAGCCUUCUGCCGCGUCGGCUGCUUCCGGUCAAGGCACAGAUAGCACCCGCCGACAAAAAGAAAAACCGCAGGUCUCUCGAACUUAACCCCCCGUCCGAUCACCCCACUUAUGACUAUCCGAAACUCCUCAUCUCAAAAACCACCGAUUCCCUCAACACAGAAUGCCCUCGCAAACACUUAAAUAAACAAGAUUCGACUGAUAGCUUAAAGAGGGCGCUUCUCGCCAAAGAGGACAAAAAGCUCAAGGACGACAAGAAAGUCGCGAAGCAGGAUUCGAGUGAAAGCCUUAAGAAGGCUCUGCUGUGCAAACAGGACUCGAAUGAUAGUCAGAAGCGAGUGGAAGUCGAUGUUAAAUGGACGCAAAAGGAGGAAAAGCGGGAGGUGAAGCGGGGUAGCGAUAAGAAGGGGUUGCUAGAGACUGAUAUAGAUGAUACUUACAAACGGAUUUAUGAAAGGAGAACGGGAUGUGCCCGGCCCACGUUACCGCCCGUGGCAGAGAAAGGGGUGUCUCCAAAGUCUCCUAAUGGGAGUCCAAUCACUCCUGGGGUGGCGGCGGUGGCUGAAGGUGUAGUUCGGUGGGGGAGUGGGCUCCUAUCGCCAAAGGAAGAACCAAGACUUCGACCGGCCAGGAGCUGGUACGGCUAUGGGACUCUACCGUCAGAUAGUGAUAAGGUAAGUUUGUAUACAGACUUGUAA
Molecule: messenger RNA, 732 nt
Organism: Pieris macdunnoughi
Lineage: Eukaryota; Metazoa; Arthropoda; Insecta; Lepidoptera; Pieridae
Source: the annotation of a GenBank genome assembly